Molecule: messenger RNA, 1698 nt
Organism: Mytilus trossulus (common blue mussel)
Lineage: Eukaryota; Metazoa; Mollusca; Bivalvia; Mytilida; Mytilidae
Product: perlucin-like protein
Exons: 4
Coding region: 1-708 (235 amino acids)
Source: RefSeq, a predicted model, not a curated record
AUGAAAGUUCAUUAUUGUCUUUUCUUGACAAGCUGUUUCCUGUUGAUUAAGACAGAGAGAAUUGUGAUAAAUGAAGCAUCAUUUUCCGUAGAACACAAAAAUAGGAUCGUAGUUAGUGACUUCACUACAGAUCAUGCUGUUGCCACGAAAACGAUGUGUGUCAUUAGAUGUUUGUCACAGGAGAAAUGCUGUGUAGCUAGCUUUGAUACAUCAACUUCUAUGUGUCGUCUUGAUACGUCCGAGAACUGUUGUGCUGACAUGGAGAUUGUUGACGGAUGGGAAACUUACAAAACAGAUAAGUAUGAAACGCCAUGCACUGGUUGCGUCAGCUAUGGGACAUCAUCUUACAAAUUCUCUGUGAAUCAUAAAUCCUGGGCUGACGCUAAGAUAAGCUGUGUGUGCUUGAAAGGUAAAUUCCUUGAGGCUGAAACGACAGAGGAAAACAAUUUUAUUAAAGCUGAACUCAAUAAGAUGAAUACAGAAAUCAAUGGCUACUGGCUAGGAGGUUAUAACUUCAACAAGGAUAGAAGUCUUGAAUGGAUCAGUCACCCUGACCAGCCUAUGACAUAUAGUGACAUGAACCCGGGAGAACCCAGUAGUCCGUCUUCACAGCGUUGUCUAGUAUACUGGAGGAAAUUUGGAUAUGCUUGGGGUGAUGCUUAUUGUGAUGCAAUAUUACCUUAUGUGUGUGAAUUUAUCAAAAUAUAAAUAAGCAUGAGCAUAGAUUUAUUGUACGGUGUCGUUCUUGCUUAUUUAUAUAGUGUCCAAAGCUGACAUCAGAGGGAUUUUGUAAUAACAGUCAGAUCCAAAUUUUGUGCUAAAAGGCAGACUGAAUUUGUCAAAGCAUGGACGAAAAUGAUUAUAUAUAUAAAAGUGCUGCAAAGACGACAUUUUAAUAACAAUCGAUGGAUGGAUGAUUGUUCACGUUCUAUCUUUGACUUUUGAGUGCGAUGUAAAAUCGCUAAAACGUUUUUUGAAGCUUUGCUAAAAUAUCAUUUCCAAUAGCAUCACUAAAAAUGUUAGAUUCAUUUCGUCCAAUAUUUUUGUGCGUAGAGUUAUUUUUUAUGUGUUGUUCUGAGUGUUAUUGUUGUCUAGGAAACACACUUAAAAUGAACAUAUAGUGUCAUCGGAAUUUGUCAAAUGUCUUAAUGUGUGUAGUCUUAUUUAUUUAUUUAUUUUUGCUGUCGUAUUUGUGUAAUAUGGGAAAGAUAAUAAAUCUUCCAGUACAUGUAUUAAAUGAGUAGGUCCAGUAAGACCCCUUUUUGGCCCCAAAAUAUAGCAGUUUAACAAAAUUAUUAAAAUGUAAACUUUUAGUUAUAUAUCGGACAGAAGAAUGCUUCUGCUACAUAAUUAUAGGCUGUUUUGGACAAUACAAUGCCCAUAUAUUGGGUAGUCGCCCCAUUAAGUCAUGAUAAAUUACUGAAAUCUUCACAAUCCUAUUAUUUUAGUUAAAUUUUAAACGGUUUCCGUGUAAAACGAAAGUGGCUGCAUUCGUUUUCAUUCUUAAUAUUGAAAUGUAAGUUGUAUUUGAUGAUAAUACAUAACAUAUAUAAAGGUUGAGGAUAAACACGGAUGCGGCCACUUUCUUUUUUGACAAAAAACGUCUAAAACGUGACAUUUGUCGGCAUAUUUUGUAUAUUUUUCAUAUUUGAGCUUGAUUCGAAUCGUUUUUUUAUGACUAAUUCAGUUAAAUCUUUC